Molecule: messenger RNA, 1741 nt
Organism: Monopterus albus (swamp eel)
Lineage: Eukaryota; Metazoa; Chordata; Actinopteri; Synbranchiformes; Synbranchidae
Product: serine/arginine-rich splicing factor 6-like
Cellular component (GO): cytoplasm; nucleus
Molecular function (GO): mRNA binding
Source: RefSeq, a predicted model, not a curated record
GCAGUAGGUGGCGGUAUGUAUCUAAAUUAGUAUGUGAACAGCAAUUAAGAAUACAGAGAAACCUUCAUUUAUCAGUAGGUCUGUGGCCCGGUGCUGGUGGUAACCUGUUUUCAGUUUGUGGAGAAGCCUUUAAAUAUCUUCGGAGAUGCCGCGAGUAUAUAUUGGCAAACUUAGCUAUCAUAUUCGAGAGGAAGACAUCCAAAGAUUUUUUAGAGGUUAUGGUAAAUUAUUAGAGAUCGACCUGAAAAAUGGGUAUGGCUUUGUGGAGUUUGAGGACAUGCGAGAUGCUGAUGAUGCGGUAUAUGAACUGAAUGGAAAGGAGAUGUGUGGGGAGAGAGUCAUCAUUGAACAUGCCCGUGGACAAAGGAGAGGUGGAUCUUCAGGACACAGUGGCGGUAACAGCAGCGGGAAUCGCUCUACCAGGGACAAGUAUGGGCCACCUGUACGCACCGACCACCGCCUCAUUGUGGAGAACCUGUCCAGCAAGUGCAGCUGGCAGGACCUUAAGGAUUUUAUGCGGCAAGCAGGUGAAGUCGCCUACGCUGAUGCUCAUAAAGGACGGGCCAAUGAGGGCGUCAUUGAGUUUCGAUCCCACUCAGACAUGAAACAAGCCCUGGAAAAGCUAGAUGGCACUUAUAUUAAUGGGAGGAAGAUUCAUCUGGUGGAAAACAAACAUCGGCCCUGGUUCUCUUGUUCUAGCAGCAGAUCCAGGUCUUGUAGCAGGCAGCGCUCACAUAGCCACAGCCGAAGAAAUAAGGGUUCUCACAGUCGUUCUGGGUCUCGCUCACGGUCUCGUUCUCCCAGCAAGCGCAGGUCUCACUCCAGGUCUGGCCGGAAGUCACGCUCCAGGUCGAAGAGAAAGUCUCCAAAGAAGUCUCAUUCACACACCCUUAAAUCACAUAGUCCCUCCAAGAGCAAAACAUCUCGCUCCCACUCAGACGUUCGUAAGUCAUGCUCCGAGAGUAGAUCCAAAACCAAACAGCGCGAAUCCAGAAGCCCUUCUAAAGAGAAGUCUUCUGGUGAGAAGUCCCGAAGCCGCUCAUGGUCCCAUUUAGAGAGUAGAAACGCGAACCGUACCUCAAAAUCUCCUGGCAAGGACCAUAAGCUCUCCAAGUCCCCAGCCAAGCACUCUGCCUCAUGAUCCAGAUCAGUUUCUCAAGACUGACCAUCUGUAACAAUGUACUAAACAAAAUGUAAUGAUAGAAUUCAACCCAGGCCUGUAUUUGAUGUGUACAGAUCAGAAAAUAUUUGUACAUUUUUGAGCCGAUUUGGAGGUCGUGAAAUUGAUGUCUUGUUGGUUUUUACUUUUCCUGUAAUUAUUGAAGCUUAUUGAAGAUUAUUGAAGCUGUUGUAACUCUGAGUAAUGUAUUUCUCAUUUUCCUAAAGUCUGAAUGUAUCAUGCCAGUCUAGCAGUUGACAACAGGCCAGUUUCCUUGAUAUUUUGAUAACGUGUAUUAAGUCCAAAUAGACAAAAGUACAGUACAUACUAAUACAGAUUCACAGUUUGCAUGUUCUGUGAUAGUGUUUGCCUUAUAAAAUCCCAGCCUUCUUCUAGUGGAAAUGGCAUUUUAAUGCAAUCUGCAGCAUUUAUUUGUGAAUAUUGGAAUAAAAUAAUUUUUAAGUCUUCAUUUUUAAAAACAAGCAUCAUUUGCAAAAGUUUUAGAAAAGCCCACUUCAAACCUAACUUAAGUCAUCAGUGCAUUAAAAUAAGGCUCAUGUAGAAAUAAAUGAUUUUCUUUAA